Tripterygium wilfordii is the source of this 3015-nucleotide messenger RNA. Its product is annotated as E3 ubiquitin-protein ligase WAV3-like. The transcript is spliced from 2 exons. The record is from RefSeq and is a predicted model, not a curated record. The coding region runs from base 461 to 2611 and encodes 716 amino acids. NCBI's taxonomy places the organism in Eukaryota, Viridiplantae, Streptophyta, Magnoliopsida, Celastrales, Celastraceae.
ACUAAGGUCAAAACUCCUCACCUCUCUCAUUCUCUCUUUAAUGGCGGCCAUGGAUUACAACAACAAGGCGGCUAGUCUUUCUCUUUGCAUUACUUCUAUUACCAUCAAAUCUCUGAAACCCAUUUUCUCUCAGCGCAAAAGUCGCAACCUUUGACAUUGCUCUUUGUCUAUAACUGAAAACCAAGAGAACUCUUCCUCCAUUGCUGCUUGUCUUGUUUUUCGUGUUCCAUUUGAACUUUUCUUAAAGACCCAUUGCAUCUCUCUCUCUAUUUCCGUUCUCCCAUUCCGAGACUUCCCUUAAACAAAAACAAAAGCAGCUUAAUUCCAAGAAAAGAACUUCGAGAUCUGGUUUUUCCUUGGUCUUGCUUCGGUUUUGUACAUUUUAUAGGACUAGGAGCAAUCUCUCUUUCAGUUUGGUUUUUGGGUUUCUUGGGAAUAGUCUUUUGGAGAAGAAGAAAUAAUGGGGAGUAAAUGGAGAAAAGCAAAGCUUGCUUUGGGUAGAAAUCUGUGUGUUUAUGUUCCGAGAACUUUAGAGGACUCACCACCGCCCGACUCAACCGAUAGAUUAUCUGAUGCUGCUCUGCUUUCUCCGGUGGGGGAUUGGGAUAUGCGGCCCUCAACACCAAUGACUCCCACACCCUCUUCUCAGGGACUGAGAUUGUCCAAAAGUUUGAGCAGCAAAUCCUCCAAGCAAACUUGCUCAAUAUGCUUGACCAAGAUGAAAAAAGGAGGCGGCCAUGCACUUUUCACUGCUGAGUGCUCACAUUCCUUUCACUUUCACUGCAUUGCUUCAAGUGUGAAACAUGGCAACCAUGUUUGUCCCGUCUGUAGAGCGAAAUGGAAGGAAAACCCCUUGCAAGCUUCUAGUUUGGAUCCUCCAGUAGGUUGGCCUCAAAAUAAUGCUUUGAUGACUGCAAUUCACCGACUACCUCCCCCUCAUCGUGAUCUGAAUCGCCGGCAUAUUGUUCCACGCCUCCUCCAUGCUCCCGAGCCAGGUGUAUUUGAUGAUGAUGAAUUAUUGGACAUUCAACCAACAUGUGCUGAGAUAAGCUCUUGCAACAGAAGUUCUGCUGAUAGCAAAUCCACUAAAACAAUAGAGAUUAAGACAUUUGCAGAAUUAUCCACUGUUCCACAGUCCAAAUCUUAUGAUAACUUUACUGUUUUAGUUCAUCUUAAAGCUGCUGCUACAGUUACGAGAACAAAUCAAAGCAGAAACCUGGUUAACUUGCCACAGCUUUCACAAACUCCUCGUGCUCCAGUUGACUUAGUUACAGUUCUUGACAUCAGUGGCAGUAUGGCCGGCACAAAGCUUGCAUUGCUAAAACGAGCAAUGGGGUUUGUAAUACAGAGCCUUAGCUCCAAUGACAGGCUAUCGGUUAUUGCCUUCUCAUCCACAGCGCGUCGCCUCUUUCCCCUCCGUCGAAUGACCGAGACAGGCAGGCAGCAAGCACUUCAAGCUGUUAAUUCAUUGGUUGCUAAUGGUGGGACCAACAUUGCUGAAGGUCUCAGAAAGGGUGCAAAAUUAAUGGAAGAUCGAAGGGAAAAGAAUCCUGUUGCAAGUAUAAUUCUUCUAUCUGAUGGGCAGGAUACUUAUACUGUCAGUGGUUCUGGGGGCAACCAAACCCAACCCAACUACCAGUUGCUCCUUCCUUUUUCCAUUCAUGGUGGUGACAAUGUGGGAUUCCAGGUCCCCGUACAUGCAUUUGGCUUUGGUGCAGAUCAUGAUGCUUCCUCUAUGCAUUCAGUAUCUCAGAUAUCUGGGGGGACCUUUUCUUUUAUUGAAACUGAAGCGGUGAUCCAGGAUGCGUUUGCACAAUGCAUUGGAGGUCUUCUGAGUGUUGUGGUGCAGGAGCUGCAAGUGGGCGUUCAGUGUGUGCACCCAAGUGUUCAUGUUGGUUCACUAAAGGCUGGAAGUUAUCCAAGUCGGGUGAUGGCUGAUGGGCGUGCAGGAUUUGUUGAUGUUGGAGAUUUGUAUGCUGAUGAAGAAAGGGAUUUUCUUUUUUCAGUUAAUGUACCAGCAGAGUCUUCUAGAAAUGAAACUUGUUUGCUAAAGGUGAGAUGUAUUUACAAGGACGCCUUAACCAAAGAAAUGAUUACGGUGGAGAGUGAACAAGUUAGGGUUGCAAGGCCUGAAGUAGCCGGUGAAGCAGUCAUAUCUAUUGAAGUGGACAGGCAGAAAAACAGGCUUCAAGCAGCUGAGGCUAUGGCACAAGCCAGAUCUGCAGCUGAACAGGGGGAUCUAGCUGGUGCAGUUUCUAUCCUUGAAAGUUUCCGGCAGCAGUUGUCACAGACCGUGUCAGCUAAAUCCCAUGAUCGGCUCUGUAUUGCAUUGGAUGCCGAGCUCAAGGAGAUGCAAGAGAGGAUGGCAAGCAGGCAUGUAUACAAGGCGUCUGGAAGGGCAUAUAUUCUUUCAGGCCUGAGCUCACAUUCCUGGCAAAGAGCAACAGCAAGAGGCGACUCCGUUGAUAGUUCAAGUCUUGUUCAGGCUUAUCAAACCCCAUCCAUGGCUGAGAUGCUUACUCGAUCUCAGGCCAUGCUUCUCGGCAGUCCCUCGGCUCAGAGGCUUGUCCAACCAUUACUGUCAUUCGGAUCACAACCGAAACCAAGGUAAUUGCAGCUGUUGCCAUUAUCUUGAAUCGGCUUUUCGAGUGCGUUUAUUUUUUCCCCAUUAUUUUUAAGAUUUAAAUUUGGGGGGGGGGGGUGAAAGUUGGACUCGAUAAAGGAUGGGUUUUGCAGCUGUGAUUUUUGCUCCUGUCUGUCUUAUAAUAUGUAUGUAAAUGGAUAUAAAAGAAGAGGGUGAGAGACCAUAUUUCAGAAGGGGGAGAAGGAAAGGAACACUAGGUAGGGUUUACAACAUUUUGUUUUUCUUUUUUUUUUUUUUUGUGCUGUUGGGGUGGUGUACAUAAGGAGAAAUGGUUCUUUUUCUCUUGGGUAUAAGUGGGUAUAAUAAGCAUGUAAUUGUGAAAUGGUUGGAGAUGAACUCUUCUUCUAAUAUAUUAUUUCAUAUUCUCUGAA